Molecule: messenger RNA, 1089 nt
Organism: Octopus bimaculoides (California two-spot octopus)
Lineage: Eukaryota; Metazoa; Mollusca; Cephalopoda; Octopoda; Octopodidae
Product: WASH complex subunit 1
Biological process (GO): endocytic recycling; Arp2/3 complex-mediated actin nucleation; exocytosis
Cellular component (GO): recycling endosome; WASH complex; early endosome
Molecular function (GO): actin binding; alpha-tubulin binding; gamma-tubulin binding
Source: RefSeq, a predicted model, not a curated record
AUUUUUUUAAAUGUUUUAUCGCGGUCAUUUAUUACUUGAGUAACUAUUUCACUUGACACCGCCCACCAUAAUUCAGCGACAGAAACUUGACUUCAGCAUCGAAAUUCUAUGAACUGAGAGAACCACUGUUGCCUAUUUUCCAGUUCCAACUUCAACAAAUUGACAAAUGACAUUUACCUCACCGAUGUGACAUAGUUAGCCAAUAUGUCUAACCAGAUAUAUAACAUUCCGACAAUCCCUCCUGAUUUGUGGCAGGAAGAUACCAUCAUUCAAAUUGCUGACACAUUGCAGUACCUGUAUCAAGUGACUGAUGAUAUUUUCGACCGCAUCAGCAACAAAGUCAACGAGAACCUUCAGCGUCUGGCCAAAGUAAACGACCGGGUUGGCAUAGCGCAAGCCAAAGUCGAGAAGCUGAAGGGCAGCAACAAAGCGACCAGGGUGUUUGCUUCUGCCAAGUUUCCUUCCACUGAAUACCUCGAUGAAUACAACAGCUUGUUCCGAGAUAAACAGAAUCUAAAAAGCCUGAAGAAAACACACUCAAAGCUGCAGGGACACAAACACACUACGGUCGAUGAGAAAGUGCUCAAAGAGAAAUUACAGUUCUACAAUGUUCACAUUAAUUUGAAAAGUAAACAGCGUGAAGGUGAGGGAGAAGGACUUGGUCGACUGCCCCACAACAUUCCAUCUAUAUCAACUCUGCUGCUCUUUAAUACUUCUGAAAAUCUUUACAAGAAAUAUGUGAUGCUUGAUCCUCUGGGAGUGGUGACAAAGACACGCGAAGAUAUUGGAGAGGAGGAUGGUCUGACUGAAGCUCCAAGCAGUAUUGCCAAAAAUGAGGAGAUUAAACGAUUGGAAGCUGACACUUAUUUCUACGUCCCCAGUAUUGGCAAUGUUCCAGAAAUUACUGCCCCAACUUCCUUACCUGAUUUACCAGGUGUUGCUGAUGAUGUCUCCUACAUGGCUGAUUUGGGCCCUUCUAUUGCUCCCUCCGUACCCAGUAGCAUGCCUGACCUGCCCACCAUUGGGGAGUCUGAUAGCCUUGACUUUGACAAGCCUUCGGUCCACCUUGAUCCCUCAUCACUAUUAUAG